CGUAACGGGUCAACACGGAAAAAGUCACACAAAACAGCUGGAGAGUUCUGUGACAUUGGACUGCACAUUUGUCGAUAAGAAGCAGAGCAGAAUGGCCACGUCCUGGGUGGGUAGUGUUGUGUCUAUAAACUGUGGACCGACUUUGGGGGUCUAUCAGGGAGAAGUGUCCUCUGUGGAUCAGACCAGCCAGACCAUCUCCCUAAGACAGCCCUACCACAACGGGCUCAGGUGUCCUGUUCCUGAGGUCACUGUCAGUGCCAUGGAUAUUAAAGAAUUGAAGUUCGUAGAUAUCCAGAAUGCUGUCACAAAGUCCACGUCUGGUCAGAGAACUGCAACAGAAGUCACUUCUCUACACACAGGACGACAAAAUAAUAGGAGCUCCCUCCCAUCAUUUCCAAGCAGCAGCUCCAAUCCUGGCACAGCGCCAAUCACCAUCCUACGUAGAGUGCCUACAGGGUCUUCUAACAGCAGGGGAGGGACACAAGCCACACACAGGAAGAACAGUGUGAGGAACGGAGGUGCUGGAUGGACAAUGAGGCCAAAAGAUGACGAGUGCUUUGGAGAUGGCACUGAUGAGGACUUGGAUACAGACUUUGAUUUUGAGGGAAACCUUGCUUUGUUUGACAAGGCUGCCGUCUUCUCCCAAAUUGAAGAGAAAAAUGGCAACAGCAACAGGGCACAUCAUCACAAUUCACAUGCAGAACAGAAGCACCCGUCCUAUCGCCACGAUGAGAAUAUUCUGGAGUCCAAACCUGUCACAUACCGACAGAUCACUGUACCCCAGCAUAGGGGCAAAGAGUACUGUACUGACUCAGGGCUGGUGGUUCCCAGCAUUCCCUAUGAGCUUCACAAACACCUGCUGGCUGCCGCCGAGCGCUGGGGCCUGUCUCUUGAGCGCAGGCUGGAAAUGAUAGGUGUUUGUUCCACUCAGAUGGCUCUCACUCUCCUGGGCGGACCAAACAGACUCACCCCAAAAAACAUCCACCAGAGGCCCACUGUGGCCCUUUUGUGUGGGCCCCAUGUCCAAGGAGCACAAGGCAUCAGCUGUGGCCGACACUUAGCCAACCAUGACGUGGAGGUUAUCCUCUUUCUUCCCAAUUUUGUCAAGAUGCAUGAAUCGGUCAUUAGUGAGAUCAACCUCUUCUCCAGGACCAGUGGCAAGCAGGUGUCUAAUGUCAGAGACCUGCCUAUGAGCCCCAUCGACCUGGUCAUCAACUGCCUGGACUGCCAUGAGAACCUACUGCUGAGGGAGCAGCCCUGGUACCGGUCAGCUGCCGACUGGGCCAACCAGAACCGGGCUCCAGUCCUAAGUAUCGACCCCCCAGUCAGUGAACAGGAUCAGACCGUCGAGGCAAAGUGGACUCUGUCUUUGGGUCUUCCUCUGCCUUUGGUGGAGAGAGAGAGCAGACUUUACCUGUGUGACAUUGGCAUCCCCAAUUUGGUUUUUCAGGAAGUUGGAAUCAGCUACCAUUCGCCCUUCGGAUGUAAAUUUGUCGUCCCUCUGCACCCGGUAUAAAAGAGUAUCUACUGACUUCUCUUGUACUGGGUAGAUGGAUUGAAUGUUCUGUUUAGUAUGCCUUUGUGUAGCAAUAACUUAAGAGCAUCCAUAUGACCAAAACAAUAUGUUACAAGUCCAUGCUAUGUUGGGAAACAUUGUCUGACCAUGCAUAUGUUGAUGGUUUCCCUCUUACCUACUGGAAACUCCCAGGGGUUCUCUUCAGUUGCGUGUGACACCUCUUGUUUUCUAGAGGGAAAGGUUUCCUGUUCAUUGGUGUGUUUUGAUAAGGGCUCUGCCACGGUGCGAAUAUGUUUACAAAACGCUGACCACUAUGGGCCUAUCUGCGACCCCUGACUCUGUGGUCAGUCACAGCACCAGAGACACAGUUCCUGUUUCCUCCUUUAGAUUACAUGUGGAAUCUGGUCUGGACCCCUCGACCCAGAGCACAGCUUAGUCUAAAACUUGCUGCCAACCCAAAUUUGCCAUUCAUCCUUAAUGUUUAUUUUUGAUUAAUGCAGUUUUUUUUUGUUUUUUUUUAUUCAAACAUGUUUAAUAGUUGAUGUAGCAUGUGACACUUACAAGGUGAUAUUGCACAGAAUUUAUAUUUGUAGCAGUUUUUAAUACAUCUCAGGAAUAAUGUGUAAAAAUUGAGCUACUUUAUUUUUUACAUUGUUGUACUCUUUAUAUGAUGGUGUUUUAUUUGUAACUGACACUAAAAAUUAAAGAUUAUCAAAAGAACAUUGUUAUGCAUUUCUGAAAGCCUGCAGAUUGACAGAACCUUGAUGACCUUGAUAAAAAAAUAUGCAGUAUUAGACUAAUUUCCAGUACGUUAUGUGUGGCAUAAUGAUGUUAUUUGAACUCUUAACUUCCUCUGUCUUGUCUAAGCUUGGGGUCAACAAAAUGUCAACUAUAAAACGUGAAGAAACUUUUUUUUUUUUAAGACUGGCAACUAUGUUCUAUUGCAGGAAAUACAGUUUUACUAGAAACAUCCACCCCAUAAGGUUACAAGAUGUUUACUAAUUGAAACUGAUUUCAAAUCCAUGUUGUGCAUUUAAUGGUUAUGUAAUUUUCAAUAGUGGUCCCAAAACACAUUUAAGUUUACAUUUUUGUCCUUGUAUGUGUUAUCAAAGAUUUUGAAAGUCAGUGGCAGUAUCCAUUGUGCAAAAAAAAGUGUAAGAUGGGGAGAGAUUACCAUGAAAAGUUUCUUUUACAGCAGCCCUUUUGAAGAAAUCUGAGAUUGUGAUUUUUAUUUCCCAAGAGCUAAAAAGGAUAAAGAUAUGCAAUAAAGAUAUGGAAAAUGAUUUCUGUGUGCUAAACUGAGAGAUGCGUUCUUGAAAAUAAAAGUUAUUUCAACAUUU
Messenger RNA from Sphaeramia orbicularis (orbiculate cardinalfish), 2856 nucleotides. Its product is annotated as enhancer of mRNA-decapping protein 3. The record is from RefSeq and is a predicted model, not a curated record. NCBI's taxonomy places the organism in Eukaryota, Metazoa, Chordata, Actinopteri, Kurtiformes, Apogonidae. The transcript has 7 exons. Gene Ontology annotation, cellular component: P-body. Gene Ontology annotation, molecular function: mRNA binding. Gene Ontology annotation, biological process: P-body assembly; deadenylation-independent decapping of nuclear-transcribed mRNA. The coding region runs from base 92 to 1516 and encodes 474 amino acids.